GUUGCUUCUUAGUGUCAUCCUGCAUUCAUACAAGUGGCGUUAGAUUAUAUAGUUUAAAUGUAUUGAUAAAUACAUAUACAUUACAUAUUAAAGUCAGCUUCUUUUCUGCCCUUCUCCUUCUUCCGUUUUCUUUCCUUCUCCUCCUCCCCCCUUUCUCUCUUUCUUUUUCUCCCACCAUAUAUAUACAUAUUAUAUAUAAAAAGCAUCAUGUACAUGUUUAUUACAUAUAUUUAUGUAUGCAUAAUAGAUACUACAUAAAAUAUACAUCUUUUUAUUGCUUCCUUUGUUCUUCUUUUUAUUACUUUUUUCUUUUCUUUUUUCUUUCUCUUCUUUAUAAAUAAAAAUAAAAUUUUCUUCUAUUCCAAUGUCAUUUAUCACUUAUUUAACACGCUAUCUUCAUCAAUCUAGUAACAAUAAUCAAAUGAAUAACUCUCAUAAAAUGAAUCGAAAUAAUAUAUUGUCAAUAAAGAAAAGGAAAGAAAUUGGUGAUUAUCUUUUAUGUUCAACCAUUGGUCGUGGUGCUUCAGGACGUGUAAAACUCGGUAUUCACAAACAAACAGGUGAAAAGGUAGCGAUUAAGAUAAUAUCGAGAAGCCAUUUGAAGACCUCGAAUCAUACAACGCAAUCUGUACAGCAAGAGUUGGCUAUCUUGCAGUUACUUUAUCAUCCUCAUUUAGUACAUCUCCGACAAGUCCUUCAAGAUACUCAUUCUGUUUAUUUCAUCAUGGAUUAUAGUGAAGGGGGUGAAUUAUUUCAUGUCUUGACUGAACGAGGUCGACUUACGGAAUCAGAAGCGCGUUCUCUUUUUUCUCAAUUGGUAUCUGCCAUCUUUUGGUGUCAUUCACAUCAUAUCAGAAAAGAAAAAGACUUUAUAACUCUCUUAUAUAUAUUUUUUUCAAUAAUAAUAAUAAAAAAAAAUAAAAGUCAUCGAGAUCUUAAACCGGAAAACAUCUUGCUCGAUAAAGAAAAGAAAAACUUGAAAGUAGCAGAUUUUGGAAUGGCAACAAUGCAACCUCCAAAUAGAUUACUUAGCACGAGUUGUGGAUCUCCGCAUUAUGCUAGCCCUGAGAUAGUUAAAGGGAAAAAGUAUGAUGGCAAGGCAACAGAUGUAUGGUCUUGUGGAGUUAUUUUAUAUGCUAUGAUGACAGGCCAUCUCCCCUUUGAUGAUGAACAUAUGGGACGAUUAUUAGCAAAAAUUAAAACAGGUCAUUAUCGUCCUUUACCUGAUUACCUUUCAAAUGAUGCAAAAGAUAUCAUUCAACGUAUGUUAGUUGUGAAUCCAACAAAACGAAUAACAAUAGCAGAGAUACUUUAUCAUCCUUGGUUAACCAAUAAAUCAUUUUUAGGAACUGAUUUCAAAAUGAUUUUACAAAGACAACAGCAAUGGAUGAAGGACUUUAAUCCGUAUUAUCAAGAUCCUAAUUUAGAACUUCCUAUGCUUUCUCAUAAAUCAGACUUGGAUGGAAGAAUAUGGGAGACACUUAAAGUUUUAUGGGGCAAAAAGAAUGAAGAAACACUGUUGACCAGUUUAUCGAUAUAUGGAUAUAAUGUACAAAAAUUAACCUGUAAAUUAUUACAAGAAAGAUCUUUAAGAGGAUUAGAACAGCAGCCCUGGAUAACAAAUAAUAAUAACAAUAGCUCAACUCAACGGCCUUUUAUCAUAACGGAAGACCUUAUCUUUCUAUCCUCACCUCUUCGAGUGAGUGAAGAAUGCUAUAUGUUAUCUACUCCUUAUGAAUCUUCAAUUGAUUCAGCCUUUGAUGCUUUAUUACCAUUAACACCUCAAAGUACGUGUUCAUUGCAACAAACUCCUUCAUUCUCUUUAAUACAGAUCGAUCAAUAUAAAAAGAAACAUCAUGGUUGGGAUCAAAAUAAUAAAGAUACAAAUUCAGUUAUAGCUCCAAUGAUACAACAAAAUAGACCUUCUACUACUAUUCAAACCUCUUCGUUCUCUAACGUAGGAAAAACGUUGAUUCAUAUUAAAUCAAAGGCAGCCCCUGGAUUCGUCAUGGCUCAGUCUAUAGAAAAUAAUAGUUGCAUAGACUCUAUACAAACUUGGUGGUGGUGGAUAAUAGUACCCUUGAAUAAAAAGGAACCACGCUUCACCAACUUGACUUGGUGGAAUAAAGCGCAAAGUUACUUUUUUAAAAGAAAACCGAUUGAAAGGACUACUGUCACAGUUGAAUGCUUUGCAAAAAAUGAAUGUGAAGCAGCUGGUAAAUUACAUCAAGUUCUUGAAGAGUGCUAUAAUGGCCAACUUAUAGGAAGAAUGUAUCCUCAUGGUAAAGUCAUUUGGAAUGGAACAAUGAAUAGAAGAGGUUCUUCUACUUUUUCCUUCGUUUGUCAUAUAAAGAAAAUUAAGAUAACUACUACUACUAAAAUUCGAAUUAAAUUCGUACUCAAUCAGGGUGAUGAAAUCAAGUCAAAUAUAAAGGAUUUACUCGAAUGUCUGAACAGAUAUGAAUCUGAAUCUUAUUGGCUGACAAAGACAAAUGGUUGGAUUAAAUAAUAGAUUGUAUAUUGCACUUAUUUAUAAAAAAAAAAGCUUUCUCC
Cokeromyces recurvatus is the source of this 2553-nucleotide messenger RNA. Its product is annotated as kinase-like domain-containing protein. Lineage: Eukaryota; Fungi; Mucoromycota; Mucoromycetes; Mucorales; Mucoraceae. Gene Ontology annotation, biological process: protein phosphorylation; intracellular signal transduction; microtubule cytoskeleton organization. The record is from RefSeq and is a predicted model, not a curated record. Gene Ontology annotation, cellular component: cytoplasm. The coding region runs from base 365 to 2509 and encodes 714 amino acids. The transcript has 13 exons. Gene Ontology annotation, molecular function: ATP binding; protein serine/threonine kinase activity; tau-protein kinase activity.